AUGUUUAAAGGAAUAAAAAAUACAGUAAAAUAUAUAAGCAAAGGUACCCCUAAAAGAAGUGUAAAUAAAAAUUUUGAUGAAAUAGAAAUAGAAAAUACAUGGAAGUUAUUUUUAGAAUAAUUAAAUUAUAAUUCAGAUGUAUAAAAUGAAAUUGAUAAUGAAAAAUCAGCUUUAACAUCUGCAAUAUUAGACUGCAAGUAAUUAAUAAAGGAUGAAUUUUAUAAAGAUAUUGAACCAAAACCUGAUAAGCAAGCAAUAUUAAAGAAAUUUAUAAUAUUUUUACAAUACGCGAUAGAAGACAUAACAAAUAAAAAUACAAUAAAAGUACUUUUACAAGUUUUGAGAAACAUGGUUGAAGAAAACAAAGAAAACGAAGAAGAAUAAAUAAAAAUGUAAAAUUAACUUGACUCAUUAGGGGCGACAAGAAUGGUAUUAUACGUAAUAAGUGAGAACCAUAAAAAUUUAGAUUCAGAAAUGCUUAUUUAAUUUUUGAAUUUUGUAAAUACUUUAUUAGAAGGAGGAAAUGUGAAAGUUUAAAAAACUUUAUUUGAGUUUUAUACUACACAUUAAAAAUCAGAAGUUAUAUUUAAAAGAUUUAAUCAUAUUAUUAGGAAGCAAAUCACUAUUAUAGAAUAAAAAGCUAAAGAAAAAAGUAAAGCUAGAUCGAACACGAUGAAUUUGAUAUAAGAUGAAUUAGACAGCUCUAAUGAUUAAACUGAUAUUGAACUUCUAGAAUUUGUGCUUAAUUUCUUAUAACUAUCUUGUGAAGGACAUAAUCUUAAGUUGUAAAAUUAUGUCAGAUAAUAAACUAAUUCUAGAAAUAAUUAUGAUAUGAUUAAUGCUAUUGCAGAUUUGUUAAAAACAUAUUAUUAUGAUGCAAGAACUUAACAAAUGUAUGAGAAUAUGAUUAAAUGUCUUGAUACUUUAAAUGAAUUCGUUUAAGGACCUUGUUUAGAGAAUUAAAUUGCUGUGUCUGAAAGUAAGUUUUUUGAAAUUGCGAAUGAUAUUUUUACUAUUAAAAGAAAUAUUUAAGAGAAUCCUAUUUCUUAAUAAAUUACUAUGAAAUCUAAAGAAUCGUUAAAAUAAUCUAUUACUUAAAAAAAAAAUUAAAAAAUAAAAAGUAAUGAAGGAUUAGAAAAUUGGAUGAUUUAUAGAAUGCAAAACAAAUGUCUUAUUUUAAUUUUAAGUUUGCUGGAAAUGAGAUAUAUAAAUGAAAAUAAUAUAAUUAUCAAAAAAAUUAUGAGAAAUCUUCCUUUAUCUUUACUUGAACCUUAAUUAGUAGAAAUUUAUAAAUUAUAUUAAGCAGCUUACGGAGAAAAUUAUUAAGAAGAGUGCUUAGAAUAUCUAUCAAAAGAUCCGAAAUCAAUAGUAGACGAUAAAGGUUAAAAAAAAUUAGAAUGUGUCACUUAAAAUGGAUUCUAUAUUAUAUUCUUAAUUUAAUACUAUCUUGAAUAUGAUGAUAAAUUAGAUAGUUAAAUUGUAAGUUUAUAGAAAAUGCAUAAAAAUAAAGUCUUAAAAACUGAAUAAAAUGCACUUGAAGGCCUUUUAUUCGGUGAUAAUAUUUUAGGUUAGAUAGCUUCUUUUGCAAUGAACUUUCUAAAGGAAGGUUUAUAUGCAGCCUAAUAAAUGAAAUCUUAUGCAAAUAAUAUAAUGGCUAAAGGAGAAGAAGAUGAAACUAUAAAAUAAUAAAAAGAAGAAGAAGAAAAUAAAAAAAUGCUGAAAAAAGCUUUUUUCUUUUUUAGUGAUCAUACUGCACACAUAGAUGUUGUUAGAAAUAAUUAAUUAGAAAUUGUGUUUUUUAUCUUAUUACCUUUUACCGAUUGUUUACCAAAGGAUAAAAAAAUUGAGUUUCAUGAAAAUGUUGAUAGAUAAAGUGUAAAAACUAAAGUAGGAUAUUUAAUGCAGUAAUGUAAAUCUUUUAUUGAAAUUUCAAAACAUGAGCACAAACUAAAAAUUAUUUUUUCUUAGAAUAAAUUUAUAGCAUUGUUUGCCAACUAUGUAAACUUAUGGAAAUAAUUAACUUUUACAUUGACCUUAAUUUUGAAUAUAUUCAUACUUAUAAGUUUUAAUAGUGAUUAUGAAGAUAGAAUUAACAAUUAUAGACUGUAUGACGCUUUAUCAGAUUAAAGGUUAUCAUAAGAUCGAACUGAUUAAAUAUUUGAUAUAUUAGGUAUUAUAAUGACAAUAUGUAGUAGUUUUGUAGUCUUGUUUUUUUUAUGUAAAAAUGUACCUUUAAUAGUAAAGAAAGCAUGGAGUGAUGAUAUUAAUUAAGGUUAAAAAAAUAAAAAUAUGAGAGAUUAGGGGGCAUUUAAAAUUCUAAUAAUAUUUUUAACUAAACUAUUUAAAGUAAUAUUCAUAUUCCUUUAGGAAAUAGAAGUAAUGUAUUAUAUAGCCUAUGGCGCAUUAGCUGUGCUUGGGACUGUAAUUCAUCCAUUUUUUUAUACCUUUCAUUUAACAGAAAUAUUAAUUAGAUAUCCUACCCUUAAAAAUGUAAUAAAGAGUGUUUAUAUUCCGAGAACUUAGCUUUAUUUGACUUUCGUUCUUUUCAUUAUUAUUGUUUAUACAUUUACUUUGAUUGGCUUUACUUUCUUUUAUAAGGAUUAUGAUGGAAAUUGUGAUAAUUUACUUAUUUGCUUUUUAUUUACUUUCGAUUUUACUUUUAAAGCUAAUGGAGGUAUUGGAGGAUAGUUAACAGAAAUGUGGGUAUAAAAAGAAAAAGAUAAUGAACAAGAAUAUAAUCCUAAUUUUUAAGCUGGAAGACUACUUUUCGAUAACUUUUAUAAUAUAAUUCUAGUUAUUAUAAUGGUCUAAAUUGUUGCUGGUAUCAUUGUUGAAGCUUUUGAAGAAUUAAGAGAAAAUGAACAAACUAAAAACAGAGAUAUUAGUGAUAAAUGUUUUAUUUGUGAUAAUUUAAAAACUGAUUUCAAUAGAAAAUAAGAUACUAAAGGUGGAUUUGUUGAGCAUAUUAAAUUAAAUCACUAUAUGUGGAAUUAUAUUAAGUUUAUCGCUUAUAUUUAAUGGAAAUAACCUACUGAAUAUACUGGAAUCGAAAGUUAUAUUUUCGAAAAAUGGCAAAACAAUGAUUUAUCUUGGUUUCCAUUGAAUAAAGCGAGAGAGUUAGAUGAUAAAAGAUAUGAAGAAGAUGAAGAAGAAUUAAAAUAAAUAAAUUAAAUGAAUUAAGAUAUUAUUGAUGCUAUGGAAGGACUUAAAGAAACACAUAAAAUAAUAACAAAAUUACAUAAAAAAAAGUGA
Molecule: messenger RNA, 3252 nt
Organism: Ichthyophthirius multifiliis
Lineage: Eukaryota; Ciliophora; Oligohymenophorea; Hymenostomatida
Product: MIR domain protein
Exons: 10
Biological process (GO): calcium ion transport
Source: RefSeq, a predicted model, not a curated record